Molecule: messenger RNA, 1533 nt
Organism: Apiotrichum porosum
Lineage: Eukaryota; Fungi; Basidiomycota; Tremellomycetes; Trichosporonales; Trichosporonaceae
Exons: 4
Coding region: 1-1533 (510 amino acids)
Source: RefSeq, a predicted model, not a curated record
AUGGCCAUGACUAUACGAAAUGGCUUGCCUCACCACGCUCGCAGGUUUGUGGCGGCCCGCCCAGUCCGACUCUUCAUUGUCGGCCUGUUCAUGGUGGUAAUCGUUAUCGGCCUUGGACUGCCCGUGUUUCCGGGCCACAACGCCGUCCAACCAGCCAGUGGCGGCUCUGGAUGGUUUGGGAGAAAGAAGGUCGACGUCUCGCGUCUCCGUGUAGCUGUCCUCGAGCCCAGCAUGUACCACGCCGAGGUUGUUGCCGCCGUGCUGGGUGUGAUGGACGACUUGAACACAGAGACGACCCUGUACGCACGGCAGGUCGAAGUCACGGACGCGCUCCACCAGAUUGUUCACGGCUCAUCUCCCAAGUGGAUCACGGCACCGUGGGACCUUGCAGGUGCCAGCAUCGCCUCGGGCGACUACGACGUUGCAAUCAUCACCACCUGCGACGUAAAGUUUUGGAUGGGCGGCGGGGGCUCUGAGGAGAUCCUCGACGACCUGCGCUUCUCGGCGAGUACCCGUGUCGUGUGCAUCCCACACGAGAUCGAGUCGUACGGGUACCGCAUGGGCGAGGAUGAUUUCGGCAUGGUGGGGACGUUUGGCCUUGGUCAACGACUCGACUAUGUCACGCUCGGCGCACACUCGGCGCGAGCGCUCACACACAGCCUUCGCCGGUUUGCCAGAGACAACGACCAGCCGUUCUGGGAGAACACGCCCAUCGAGUCGUUUGCGCCGGUGUUCGAGGUUCCGGCCACUGUACCCAAGAAGACACACAGGAAACAGGUCACAAAGGCUGGCAUCGUGGGCCGCAUCGACCUGGACCACCGCGACUAUUCGCGUAUACUGCAGGAGCUGGAGCAGUCCAUUAUGCGUGAGCUAAACUACCGUCUGCCUUGGGUUUCAGCUCACUCCCCAGUCAACCCGCAACUGUGGGGCUACGAAGUGAUCCACCACAGAGAAGCCGGUGCCACAAGCUCAACACUGCGGCUGUCCAAGGUAGACGACGACGCAUUCACGCUCCAUCUCAUUGGGUUUGCGAGCGACCGGCAGCCCAUAUACCCUGCCCUCUUGCUGGACGAGGACUCGCCCGUCGUUCACAUACACGAGGGAGCGAGCACAGCCGAAUUCUACACCCUCGUGCGCGACCUCGACGUCCUGCUGCCGGCAUUUAUCGACGACCUGUAUGUGCAAGCCCGGUCCAGCGCGUCCAUCCCCACAGCGGUCAUUGCCGAGACGCCACUGCUCGCCAACGCACCCUUGUUGGAGGCAUACACCUACCUCAACCCCAUCAACUAUAUCCUCUCUCCGUUGGCAUGGAGUGCGGUUGCGUCGUUGGCUACGUUGCGGCGGGGCGGCGAUCCAUGGGUCGAAGAGUUUGGCGCUGUGCCGCCGCCGGCUCCGCCACCUCUGCAGCCACACUGGUGGACGAGGAGGAGCGAGCAGCCCGAGCAUUUCAGUACGUCGGAGGAGUACCGGCGCGCUCUGAGAAGCGUCAAUGCCGAGGUGUGGCGACGGAUCCUGGCCAAGGCGUUGCCCUAA